This is a messenger RNA of Symbiodinium pilosum, 351 nucleotides long. NCBI's taxonomy places the organism in Eukaryota, Dinophyceae, Suessiales, Symbiodiniaceae. The record is from the annotation of a GenBank genome assembly.
UCCACAGCGCCCAUGGCAGAAAAUCGUAGCUUCCUUGACGCCGUGCGGGCGCGAGUGGCGGAGUGGAGCUUCUGGGGACAGGCCUUCUGGGGAAUUUGGCGCUCCAACAACGGCUCAGGGCAGAUGCCGAACCGGGAUGCGUUCCAAUUCUUCGAGAUGACAGGGGCUCUCCUCAGUAGCUUGGUCCGGAGGAAGACAAUCAAGCAGGAGCCCCAGGGUGCCAUUGCCGCGCAGGCUCUCAAUCCGGGAUUCCCACACCAGAACGAGGGGUGGAUGCUGAAAGGAGCCUCCAACGCCCAUGAUGCUGCCCCUUUCACAUCCGACCCUCGUCCGACAGUGAGUCGUGCUUGA